UUUUGAAUCAAACGAUACUGUGUGACUGACUGUGCAUAUGCCAAUACAAUUUGACUGUAUGUUUUUAUUAAAGUCGAGUGAAUAGAACACGCGAAUGGCAAAUAGAAAAGAAGUUGCGCAUUAAAAUCGGCGCUUUACAUUGCAUUUGUAAACGGUGACAACGCCAGUCGAAAUUAGUUUUUUAAAGCGAACGAAACUUGUGCGGUGCCAAGCGAAAAUGAUGAACGGCACCAAGCCAGGCGUGGUUCUCAAUUGUCGCACAUGCACCCGUGCAUGUAAACAAUACAAAUCGCUGCAAGAUGAAAUUGAAAUCGGACCGGAGGGCAGCACUACACUCGCCAAUAUGCUGCAAUUCUGCUCCAGUCUGUCGUUCGAGCCGCAAGAUGGAGCUGCAAUGCCCCAACACAUUUGCAUGCAUUGCCUGCAGCUGCUGGAGCAGGCGUUCAACUUCAAGCGCAUGGUAAUUGACUCCGAUGAACUGCUGCGCCUGGGUCUCGAGGAGGUGGACAACAAUGCCAAUGCCAGCGGUAGCAACCAGGAGUAUGUGAUGAUCGAAGUGUUGAGCGAGGAUGCUGAACCGGAUGCAGGCAAACAGGACUCCAGUUUGCACGAGGUUGCAGCGCUUGUCGAAGCGUACAGUGAGCAGGAGCCGGAACAUGAGGAAUUUGUCGUCGAUGAUGUUUGCGUGGAUGCCGAAGAAGAGGUUGGUGCCGAAACAGAAACGGAAGAUGCUAUAGAGCCAAUCAAUGAGUUCCAUGCGGCUGAUAUAGAAUAUGUGACAAUUAAAACCGAAUACGACUCGCAGGUGGAGGACGAAGAUGAAAUCGAGAUUAUAGACUCCCCGCCCAUGGAAACGGUCAGUGAGCAAAUGCAAAUCCAAAUGCUAGACGAUCAAAUGGUCAUGAUGUCAGGCGAGGAGCCCAUCGAUGAGGUAAUUGGCGAAGUCGAAUCUGAGGAUAUUCUGGAUAUCGAGCGUGAGGAGCAUUUGAUUGCUGCUGAUAGCGAGGAGGGAGAAGAAUUUAUGGAAGACUCCGAUUCUCGACUCUCCAUUCCGGUUGUUACUGGACCCCCAGUCGAGGUGCUACCUCACGUUUGUCAUGUGUGCAACAAAGCAUUCCGCCAGCAAUGCCGCCUCAACCAACAUAUGCGCUCCCAUGUGGAUGAGAAGCUCUACACGUGCGAGAUGUGCGGCAAGAAGCUGAAGCACUUGCGCAACCACAAGGAGCACAUGCUAACCCACACGAAUGCCAAACCGCAUCAAUGUUUGGUCUGUGCACGCUUCUAUCGCACCACAUCCAGCCUGGCGGCCCACAUGCGCACGCACGCCGAGGACAAGCCAUAUAAGUGCGAUCAGUGCGGACGCAGCUAUGCGGCCUUCGAUCACCUGCGCCGGCACAAGCUGACGCACACCGGCGAACGUCCGUAUGCGUGUGAUCUGUGUGAUAAGGCGUACUAUGAUUCAUCCUCCCUACGGCAGCACAAGGUCAGCCAUACGGGCGAGAAGGCGUUCACCUGCGAAAUCUGCGGCGUUGGGUUGUCCCAGAAGUCCGGCUAUAAGAAGCACAUGCUGGUGCAUUCCGGCGAAAAGCCGCACAAAUGUCCAAUCUGCGGACGCGCCUUUACCUUCACCAGUAACCUGAAUGCCCACGUGCGCCUACACUCCGGCGAGAAGCCGUUCAAGUGCGACAAAUGCAUGAAGGCAUUCCCAACCAAAAAGCGCCUUAACAGCCAUUUGCGUGUCCACAACAAGGAGACGCCAGUGACUAGCACUACCACCGGCACAAACACCAGCCCCGAUCGUGCCAAUGCCGUGGCGGCGGGCCGUCGCACAGCCGCGAAUAUGCCCGAUGUAACUGACCAGCAGGUGUCCACCUCCAAAGUGGUUGUCGUGCUGUAAAUGCAGUAAGCAAUAAGCCUAGUUCUUACACUUAGAAUAUAGAAACCUACCCACACCUAUCCUAUGUAUAUAGCAACAGAUAAUUUUACUAUGUACACGUACACGUAUACUACACGGACUUGUUCAUCUGGUAUCACAAUUGGUCAACGAUACUGAAACACUGUAAAUUUGCAUUACAACGAAUCGCAGGCUUGAGGAUAAUUAUCGUUCGAGAUCCACAAAUGCUGAUAUAUAUUAUUUCAAACAAACAUUGAUAUUUUUAACGUAAAGCCAUAUUUAAAAAAAAAUAUAUGCCGAUUAGAGGUUUUUUUUUUUUCGUUUUAAAAUUUUUAGUGUAAAUUUCGAAUGGUUAACAAAAUUGUAAAUACAUAUGUGAUUUUUCGGCCGUUCCGCAGCUAAAUCAUACAUUUUGUAUAUUUCCGACACAAUCACAUAUACAUAUAUAUGUAUAUGUACAUAAUUUAUGUAAAUAUAUAUAUAUAUACCUAUAUUCAAAAGGCUGUAAUUACUUGUACUCGAACAGAACGUGUAUGUAUAUAUAAGCAAAAAAAACACAAAAUUAAUAUUAAAAUAAAAAUUUUAUAAAAUCCA
Drosophila mojavensis is the source of this 2488-nucleotide messenger RNA. RefSeq names its product zinc finger protein 436. NCBI's taxonomy places the organism in Eukaryota, Metazoa, Arthropoda, Insecta, Diptera, Drosophilidae. Gene Ontology annotation, molecular function: zinc ion binding; DNA-binding transcription factor activity; RNA polymerase II cis-regulatory region sequence-specific DNA binding. Bases 218 to 1897 code for a protein of 559 amino acids. Gene Ontology annotation, cellular component: nucleus. The transcript has 2 exons. The record is from RefSeq and is a predicted model, not a curated record. Gene Ontology annotation, biological process: regulation of transcription by RNA polymerase II.